GGCCUCUAGGGUUUGUCUUUCAUCUUCUCUUUUCGUCCUUCUUGUUCGGCUUCGUUGAUUCGCAGGAGGUGUAGAGAUUGCAUGCGUCGCUCCUUAGUGACUUUUCGACUUCGCUCCUUCGACGACUUUCCCUACCUGUCGGAUCGGAAGUUACGACAUUUUGAUCGGAAGCAACAAUGGGAGCUCGCUUGCUGUGAAGGUUGCAUUUUCUGAGCACUCUUCUCUUUUAGAGAAGGUAUCUGAUAUUAAACAUGAGAGAGAACAUGACUUUUUAGAAGUACUGGAACAUCUUCAUGAUGCAUCCACAACCUCAAAUGGCUUUGGAAAUUCAUUUACCAUCAACAGAAAGCUCACUGCUGAAUGAUGGAGAUUAUAAAUUUCCUUCGUCUACUUCAGUGGCUAUAAGCACUCAAAAACCUGGGCAGAAAAGAACCCGACAAUGGGCUGCUUGGACGCGUCAAGAACAGGAAAACUUUUUCAGUGCAUUACGGCAAGUUGGCAAGAAUUUUGAGAAGAUAACGUGUCGUGUGCAGAGCAAGAAUAAAAACCAGGUUAGACACUAUUACUAUCGCCUAGUUAGACGCAUGAACAAGCUGCUGAGUCCAGGAUUUUGUCUUGAUGCAAAGAACUCCAAGGACACAAAUGCUGCAAUGCUUCGAUGGUGGUCCCUACUUGAAAAAUAUAGUUGUACUCCUUCAAAGUUGCAUCGCAAACCUCGGAGAUUCAAGAUAUUUAUAGAAGCUUUGGAGAGCCAACUUCUUAAAGAUCGAAAUAAAGCCAGAAGAAAGCGCCCAUGCCAAGGAGAAAACUGUUUAGAAACAUCUUCAGCAUCUUGGAGGUUUUCAGAUCAUGAUUUUGUCGGUGUAAAAACUGCUGUUGCAGAUGCUCAAAAUACGUCAAAAUUAGGAAUUAACAGAGGGCCUUCCUUGAAGCGUAAUACAAACUCAAAUGUCAAUUUCAGUAAAGGGGGUUUCUCUGCCACAAAAGCUACUGGUCAAAGGCAUAGAACAGGUCUUGUCGAAUCUGCAGCAUAUAAGCGAUGGGAAAAGGCUGCAAUGGCUGGUGUUUCCUUGGUUGCUGAUGCGGCUGAGCAAUUAGAGCGUGUUACGAACACAGGAGUUUGCUCUCAUCGGAUUGGAGAAACAGUCUUGCAGACACGGGAGAAGUUGAAGCUCCAACUGUUUCCCAUUGAUGAGGAUACUCGACAGAUACUCGAGAAGGGCGCACAUAAUCCAUUCUUGGAACUUACUUUAAGUGCUCGGAAAAGAAUAUCAUCAGUACUGGAGCAUCUCAAUCGUAAAUGGGGCACAAACACCAUAGAUACCAGGGAACUCUUUCUUUUACCGUACAACAUUCAACAGGAUGACAUAGCCAAGUGCCAAAGAUGGACAAUAAAAGAUGCUGAUUCCACCGCAGCUGAUGUGCAUGCUGCCAUUGGCAAUCCUUCUGUUUUCCGACUAAGGUAUGGUUGGUUCUCUGGUGUUGAACCUACGGCAAUAUUUUCUAUUUCACCUUUAGCACCUGGUCCUGAUGACUGUACGCGCUUAGAAGAUAUUUCUAAAAGAUUCGUCACUUCUGAUACAUCAAAAACCAGUCCACCUAUCAGUUGCACCUCCAAGCUAAGAGGAUCUUGUAAAGGUUCUCCUUUACCCUCUGCAACAUCUGUUGCUGAGAUUAGAGGUCAAACUGAUACUCUCAAACUGAAAGAUGGCUGCCCUGAGUCAUCUGGAAAAUCUUCUUCAUUUACUGUAGAAAAAGCUGAAGAAGGUUCUAGAAACCAGCAAGAAGAUAUGGCUUAUCCAGCAGUAAGGUGCAGUUCAGAUCUCUUAGCCGGGGAAUGGGCUGAUAGUCUAACGAACAUUAGCAUUGGAGAUCUAUUGUUGGAGGCAUCAGAAGUUUCUUCUCAGCAAAAUGCUCUGUGCAUUCAGCAGACCUCUUUUAGCUGUGAUUCAUUUGAUGCUGCAGUUGCAGCCCACAGUUAUUUUCCUCAGUUUACAGGUCUGUCAACUCAGGCUCCAGUUGUUUCUAUCUGGAAUGCUGAAGAGACCUGCGAUGAGUUUUCUUUCAAAAAAGCUCAGCCCCUCAGGGAAAAGGGCUUGAAUCUGAGCGCCACCAUUUCACAAGCGGUUUCUAGAGACACAACAAAUAUGAAUGUUAAGGAGUCUGGACGUCCAAAUGCCAAUACCGGUGAUGAACCAGAAUCUGAAAAUCAUUCAUCUUUUUGCUACAAACAGGAACCAGCUGAAGAUGUCUCUCUCACAGACUUUUAUUGGCCAGAUUCUUUAGGUUCUUUAGGGCAGCUGGAUUUUGAUUUACCGUUUUCCAGAUACCCAGCACAAGAUCUUUCCUUCUCUGAAAGAAGUACAGGCCAAAGUAGCUUUAAUCGCUUGAUACCUAGCUGCUUAGAUGCAUUUCAGAGUGGUUCACUCUUAGGGACAGACAAAAAGGACUUUGAUGAUGAUAAAAUGGACAUAGAGGAUUAGUGACUGAUUUGUAUGUACUUUACCUUUUUACUAAUACAUAUUGUACUGAGCUAAGCCCAGGCUUAGCUGCUGGAUCUAACUGAGCGGCGCUUGUAACCUAAGGGCAAUCGAUAGGUAUAGUAGCUGAGUUCACUAAGUAUAAAGCUCUAGUUCACAGCAUCCUAGUUUUAUUAUUUUAUGUACAGAUAUGAAUUUCCUCUCUCUUAUGUAAUGAUUCCUUUGGAAUGCUUCUCUAACUUCUAUAUCUUGUUCAGAAAGUAAAUGCUGUAUAAGAAAGGAAGCUUUUACCUUGGCA
Molecule: messenger RNA, 2778 nt
Organism: Dendrobium catenatum
Lineage: Eukaryota; Viridiplantae; Streptophyta; Magnoliopsida; Asparagales; Orchidaceae
Product: TSL-kinase interacting protein 1
Exons: 14
Coding region: 294-2483 (729 amino acids)
Biological process (GO): pattern specification process
Cellular component (GO): nucleus
Molecular function (GO): chromatin binding
Source: RefSeq, a predicted model, not a curated record